AUGAGUGGAAACAUCGGACCCAUGACCUCUUCUGGAUCCAUAAUCCGUCUUCUUGAUCUCUCUCACAACCGGUUUGAUGGAGAUCUUCCUUCUGAAUUUGGAUCUUUAACUAAACUUCAAGUGCUGAAUCUCGCAGCGAAUAAUUUGUCUGGAUCUUUGCCUAGCUCAAUGGAUGACAUGGUCUCUCUAAGCUCAUUAGAUGUAUCUCAGAACCAUUUCACUGGACCACUCCCAAGCAACUUAUCUACCAGCCUUGUAUCCUUUAAUGUGUCAUACAACGAUCUAUCAGGGACUGUGCCUGAGAAUCUGAAGAAUUUCCCUCCACCUUCUUUUUAUCCUGGAAAUAGUAUGCUCAUCAUGCCUCCUGGAUCAACAAGUGCAUCAGAAGUUUCCAAGGGGAAACCAAUGAACUUACUAAUUAAGGUUGUCAUAAUAGUGUCCUGCGGCAUUGCUCUAAUUAUCCUCAUCCUUGUGGCUAUUCUCCUGUUUUGCAUCUGCAAAUCAAGAAGACGUGACGAACGUAGUAUCACUGGUAAAGAUAUUAACAUGCGGGAUCAAACAGUCCCUUCAGGCAGUGGAGGUGGUACUGUUAUCUCUGCUGAGGAUCUCGUUACUUCAAAGAAAGGCUCGUCAUCAGGAAUCCUCAGUCCAGACGAGAAACUAGCCGUUGCAACAACCGGCUUCUCUCCUUCCAAAACAAGUAACUUAUCUUGGUCACCUGGCUCAGGAGACUCACUCCCAGCUGAUCAGCAACUAGCAAGGCUUGAUGUUAGGUCACCAGAUAGACUUGUGGGAGAGCUUCAGUUUCUAGAUGAGUCAAUCAAACUUACUCCAGAGGAGUUGUCUAGAGCACCAGCUGAAGUUCUUGGAAGAAGUAGCCAUGGGACUUCUUACAGGGCAACGCUUGAUAAUGGAGUGUUUUUAACAGUGAAGUGGUUAAGAGAAGGUGUGGCGAAGCAGAGAAAAGAGUUUGCUAAAGAAGUGAAGAAGUUUGCUAACAUUAGACAUCCUAAUGUUGUGACUCUUAGAGGAUACUACUGGGGUCCUACGCAACAUGAGAAGCUUAUUCUUUCAGAUUAUAUAUCCCCUGGAAGUCUGCUAGCUUCCUUUACGAUCGACCAGGCAGGAAAGGCACUCCUUUAG
Molecule: messenger RNA, 1143 nt
Organism: Eruca vesicaria subsp. sativa (arugula)
Lineage: Eukaryota; Viridiplantae; Streptophyta; Magnoliopsida; Brassicales; Brassicaceae
Source: the annotation of a GenBank genome assembly